Molecule: messenger RNA, 2971 nt
Organism: Strongylocentrotus purpuratus (purple sea urchin)
Lineage: Eukaryota; Metazoa; Echinodermata; Echinoidea; Camarodonta; Strongylocentrotidae
Exons: 6
Coding region: 1-2331 (776 amino acids)
Source: RefSeq, a predicted model, not a curated record
AUGCGAUACAGAACAAUCUUCAUCUUGUUCAGUUUGCUUGCUUACUGCGGCAAUGUGAACGCUAACGAACAUGAGGAACAACAUUGUAGAGGUAGACCAGCAUAUUACAAUUUGAAUGAAACUCAAGGACUCAUCAAUGUAAGCCAUGAUGUAGACUAUGAUUACUGUUGGAUGAUAUUUGCCCCUGAUGACGACUACCAAGUGAGGAUUAAAUUCUCACAUUUCAACCUGACCAGAGGAUAUGACUUUCUUGAGAUCGGUGAUCGAGGAGAUGACGCUGAGGUCUCAACAAACAGUCUGUUGGCAACAUUCAGUGGUGGGAAUCUCCCUAAUGACGUCAUAUCAUCGAGUAGGGGUAUGUGGAUGAAGCUAAACAUAAAAAAGGAUAUCAUUUCACACCGUCCGCCGAACAUCACAUUUUCAAUCCAGGCUGAGAAGAGAAAAGUUGAUAUAAAUCUGCCAUGCCCGACUGCAUCACCUUACGAUCUAACCUAUCCCACACAAAAUGUCAACUACAGUAACAACGGUUACCGUCUUUGGAGGGUGACGACCGAGCUUCCGUGUGUGAUCACGACGAUGAUGACGAGUCUUUGGUUGGAAGAGGGACACGACUUCGUCUUCAUGAGAGAGGAUGACAGAGCUCCGUUCAGUAGAUCGGAUUGGUCCAACUUCACGGCGCAAAGGAAACCAUGGUUUCUAUCUCAAUACCCGUACCGGACCAAGGGGAAUAACCUCACCAUCAUCUUCACAUCUGACUACUCAAAUGAGAAACCAGGUUUCACUCUACAACUAGUUGCCAAUCUGAGCGAUGGAACAAUAAUCAAAGAUAUACCAUCUACACCAACUACACCACCUACUGAAAACCAAACACGAACAACCCUUUCCUCGCCACUUCAGACGAUUGAAUUCAGGAAUGAAGGCCAGAGAAAUGAGACGAAAUCCUACCUGCUUAUCACAGGUAUACAUAUCAUCGCUAUCGCAGUAUUGGUUCUUAUUAUCAUCUUCGCAGUUCGAUGCGUUGUGUCCAAAAUCAACACCCGAACUGCUCCGAUACCCCGAUCAGGAUCAACGACGAAUUCUCUUGGUCGGUUUUAUAAUUCUCUUCGUCGCACUGGCGAAACAUCAAGCGGUAGUUGGUCAUUUGGAAUGUCCUCCUCGGGGUCCUUUUCUUCUGGUCGCUCCAGAUUCAGUUCAUCACUAUACAGCGAUUAUACUUCAUCGUUAAGCUCGUGUAGAUCAUACAGGAUCAGUACUCUUUUCGGUUCUCACUUUGGCAAGGAUAGCCUUCCAGCUUUGAGGAACACGCCCUCCGGAAGCCAACUGACUUCCUUCCAUCCGAAAAUUUCCCAGGACAAAUGUGUGGUCGAUGUUUUUAGCGACGGAACAUCCAGCCAAAGUGAAGGUGACAAUGUAAGCAGACGAAUCUCAUGGAGAAUGAUAGGAAACGCGUUCUGGAAUGGCUCAAGCUGGAGUCCUGCAAGUAGUUUCAGAUCGACUAGUAUUCAAGAGAGAGUUACUAGGGGAAGCACAGGUAGUUCUGUCCUCCAGGACUCAGAGUAUGUGGAUCCUAUGGAUAUAAGUUGUUCAAUUUCUUCAACUGAUAGUGAAUCUGUUCCAGUAAUUCGGGUAGCACAAAGGAAUUCACCACAACCUAUGAGUGAUGAUGGACAAUUUGAAGCCGAACGCAGAGGCGGCAAGCCAAGGAAUCAACCAGAAACACUGUCUAUAGAACAGGUGGAUGGAUCGGAAAUGAACCAAGUUGUUGAGAGAAAAGUAUCUCACAUUUAUUUCAAAGGUUUCAACAGGUUAAGCUCAAGCGUUAAGCUUCCAAAUGGCUCAGACAGAUCGUUGCCUCCCAUACCGCCUCGACGCAGACAUGACGACAACUCGACUUCGAUUGACACUGCGACAACCGGACCCGAUGACUGUCAUCCAAGGAUUCAAUUCGGAACUUUAACCAGGGAACAAGAAAUAUCACAAAUGGGCCAAGCUGUCGAGAAGAAAGUAACUCACACUUAUUUCAAAGGAUUCUCUGGGUUAUCAUCAAGGUUUAUGCUACCAAAUGUUUCAGGCAGACCGUUACCUAAAAUACCGCCUCGACACGGCAAAAUGGCAAACAUCCUGACGCAUAAACAUCAAGUUCCUGUAACCAAUGUUCAAUUUGAGAACAAUGAAGAUACAAGAGGACACCAGGAAGAGACUUUACAUGGAUACGAUGAGAGUACAAUGAGUAGCGAUGAAAGUGUAAUUGGUUCGGAUCUUAAAGAUCUUUACGCCAGUAUAAAAAAAACAAAGCUCGUCAAAAGCACAUUUACUUCAAAUGGAAUGUAGAUAAGUGAAUCAUGAUGCUGGAAAGCAAACAGUUGUAAUAUUAGGAAGAAGCAUACAACUUCUUGCAUAUAAAUGGCACGGAUGUUUACUUUUUGAUAUGAUGUUGUAUACAUCAUAUUGUACGAUUUUAAAUUCGUAAUGGUUUGCUCAAUCCAUUUCGAAACAAACAAAAGAAAAAGAAAGGAAGUGGGGAAAAUUCCACGAUUUUCAAUUUAAAUCUGUGAAAGUCUGAAAAUGACGAAUUCUAGCUUGCCUGAUGGUGCUGGCAAAUAAUCUCUAGGAUGGAGUAUAUCUUUGUUUAUUAGGAUCAGUGUCAUGUGCAAAAGUGAGAAAAAGAGAUUCCCGUAGAAUCCGUUUUUCGAAUCUUAGAUCAAUAUAAUUGCUGCGUAACGGAUGUGUAAAAGAUUUAGCCUACAUCAGCCUCAAUGUGAAGAAGAGCAAGAUAAACUCAGAUUAUCGCUUUAUUUCAUAUUUUUUUAACACUUCCUGUGGAUACCCGACUGUAAUAAUAGCUCUACCUUGUGGUGAUAUGUCAGGCAUGCACAACAACACAUGUACAUCAGUAUGGUGUAUGGAUGCUACAGUGGGAGCAGUAGCGUAUGCAGGAUUUUUUAAAGGGGGGGGGUUUAACAAUUUUUUA